AUGCCGAUACCUCUGGAGGCGGGUCGCUUGAUAGUAGGAUAUGUCGGGAAUCGGGCCGACAUUUGCACAUUAUCUCGAGUAUCAAAAGGCUUCCAGGUCCCUGCAGAGCGCGCUCUCUACAACACGCUUGACUUGCGCGACCCCUCCACAACCAUCACCAUCUGCCGUACCUUAGCCAGACAAGGCCGACUUUCCUCCCUGGUCGAGGCUCUAACUAUAGUCGCGCGUGGUGGGAGCACGGACCACAGCGGCGAGUCGCUACCCCCAGAUUACUGGCACUCUGUGGCCGCUGCACUACGGAGAUCUCACCGUCUACGAUUCUUGAAUAUUUAUAUUGAGAAUGGUCUCCCAAAGUCACAAGCAUGGAUUCUUCAACAAUGCACGUUCCAACUCUCCGCAUUUCACUGUGACCUUGACUGGGAUGCAGACCUGAUACAGUUCUUCAACCGACAACAAGCGCUCAGAGACUUGUACAUUUUGGAUUACAAUGACCACGUCCCCGAAGGACCCUCCGAUACUCUGCUGCAGCCGAGCGGUCUGGCUCAGCUCAGCACACUAGAGUGCACGUUCACCGAGGCUGCGAAUGUGCUCAUCCCUGGCCGACCGGUCGUCCAUCUGAAAACAUGUCUUUCAAGCUCACAGGAAGACGCAAAACGGAGGGAGGUGUUACUAUUAAUAUCAAAAAUCCGGCUAUCCUCUGUGCCUACUCGGUCUAUUGACCUAGGUGACCCAGCAUUAGAUGAAUUGUCCUCGUUUACGUUGUUGAUGGGAAUUUUGGACUCUCGUCUCUUCAACCUGCGAUACCUUGGAACGUUGUUACUACCGGUCGGAGGUAGACAGCGUCUGAGACUUUACGGUCUGCUCAUGCGUAUGCGUCAACUGGACUGCCUCGAACUCGAAGUGUCACAUUGGGAUCCAGAGCCGACUUCGGACGCCGCCCUGCGUUCCCUCUUUGGAGAAGUGCAUCUAUACUGUGAAACUGUCACUCGUGUGGUCUUUGUGUAUGAGUUCGAGCGGUUCCUCGUUACCAUCGUCAAUGGCACCCGCACGGUUGACGAGGAUACCAAUGUGGAACUACUUUGGCGAGAAGUCUGA
Messenger RNA from Gloeophyllum trabeum ATCC 11539, 1095 nucleotides. RefSeq lists its product as uncharacterized. The record is from RefSeq and is a predicted model, not a curated record. The transcript is spliced from 2 exons. Lineage: Eukaryota; Fungi; Basidiomycota; Agaricomycetes; Gloeophyllales; Gloeophyllaceae. Bases 1 to 1095 code for a protein of 364 amino acids.